This is a messenger RNA of Telopea speciosissima, 1890 nucleotides long. Its product is annotated as 3-hydroxy-3-methylglutaryl-coenzyme A reductase 1-like. NCBI's taxonomy places the organism in Eukaryota, Viridiplantae, Streptophyta, Magnoliopsida, Proteales, Proteaceae. The record is from RefSeq and is a predicted model, not a curated record. Gene Ontology annotation, molecular function: protein binding; hydroxymethylglutaryl-CoA reductase (NADPH) activity. The coding region runs from base 34 to 1827 and encodes 597 amino acids. Gene Ontology annotation, cellular component: peroxisomal membrane; endoplasmic reticulum membrane. The transcript is spliced from 4 exons. Gene Ontology annotation, biological process: coenzyme A metabolic process; isoprenoid biosynthetic process; sterol biosynthetic process.
UUCUUCCCCCUGUCUCUUUUCCGGUGAACUGCCAUGGAAGCCGCCCGAAGGAGACCGGAGAAAACUCCGACUCUGGAAGGGCCUGGGCCUCAUCAGCAGCGGCAACUUCAUCACUCUUCGACGACGAAGAAAACUGUGGAUCAUCAUACUCAUACUCAUCCCCCGACCCCAAAAGCUUCAGAUGCUCUUCCCCUCCCUCUCUAUCUCACCAAUGGAAUCUUCUUUACUCUCUUCUUCGCCGUUGCUUACUUCCUCCUCCAUCGCUGGCGUGACAAGAUCCGCACUUCCACCCCUCUUCAUGUCGUAACCCUUUCUGAGAUCGCCGCCAUAGUCUCUCUCAUCGCUUCCUUCAUUUACCUUCUCGGCUUCUUUGGCAUCGAUUUCGUUCAAUCCUUCAUCACCCGUGCAUCCCAUGAGGCUUGGGAUGUCGACGACGAGAAUGAGCAGUUCCUCAUCGAAGAAAAUACUCGCCGUGGACCUUGCCCUGCUGCCUUGGAUUGCCCAAUCCCUCCUCCCAUCGCUGCUCCUGCUCUCAAGAUUGUCGAUCCGGCACUCAUUAUCACGCCGAUGCCUGAAGAAGACGAGGAUAUCAUCAAAUCGGUUGUUGAUGGAACAAUUCCCUCUUACUCUCUCGAAUCAAAGCUCGGGGAUUGCAAACGUGCAGCGACAAUUCGCCGUGAGGCUCUGCAGAGAAUGAUGGGGAGAUCGCUUGAUGGAUUGCCACUGGAAGGGUUCGACUACGCUUCCAUUUUGGGGCAAUGCUGUGAGAUGCCCGUUGGGUAUAUUCAGAUUCCUGUGGGAGUCGCAGGCCCUCUGUUGCUUGACGGAAGGGAGUUUACGGUGCCUAUGGCCACCACGGAGGGUUGCUUGGUGGCUAGUACUAACAGGGGUUGUAAGGCCAUUUACGCAUCUGGUGGUGCCACCAGCGUGUUACUCAGAGAUGCGAUGACUAGGGCGCCGGUUGUGAGGUUCGGCUCCGCGAAACGUGCUGCAGAGUUGAAAUUCUAUCUGGAAAAUCCUGUCAAUUUCGAGACUUUGGAGGUCAUUUUCAACAAAUCCAGCAGAUUCGCUAGGCUUCAAAGCAUCAAAUGUGCAAUGGCUGGGAAGAACCUUUACGUGAGAUUUAGCUGCAGUACUGGCGAUGCUAUGGGAAUGAAUAUGGUGUCAAAAGGCGUCCAGAAUGUCCUUGACUACCUUCAGAAUGAUUUCCCUGACCUGGAUGUCAUGGGGAUCUCUGGAAAUUUCUGUUCGGACAAGAAGCCAGCUGCAGUGAACUGGAUUGAGGGACGUGGUAAAUCUGUAGUCUGUGAGGCAAUUAUCAAGGAAGAGGUGGUAAGGAAGGUACUCAAGACCAGUGUCUCUGCACUCGUAGAGCUUAACAUGCUCAAGAACCUCGCUGGAUCGGCAAUGGCUGGUGCUCUAGGUGGGUUCAAUGCACAUGCAAGCAACAUAGUCUCUGCUAUCUACAUAGCAACUGGCCAAGAUCCGGCCCAGAAUGUAGAGAGCUCUCAUUGCAUCACCAUGAUGGAACCCAUUAACGAUGGAAAGGAUCUUCACAUCUCUGUAACCAUGCCUUCCAUUGAGGUGGGUACAGUUGGUGGUGGGACACAACUUGCAUCUCAAUCGGCUUGUCUUAACUUACUUGGUGUGAAGGGUGCAAACAGAGAUUCACCAGGAUCAAAUGCGAGGCUUUUGGCCACCAUUGUAGCUGGCUCUGUGCUCGCUGGGGAGCUAUCCCUCAUGUCUGCACUCGCAGCUGGUCAGCUUGUUCAGAGUCACAUGAAGUACAACAGAUCAAGCAAAGACAUGUCCAAAGCUGCCUCUUAAGACUAGUGCGAAAGAAAGCUUGCUUUAACAGGACAAGAACCAUACUGAUGAAAUGAUGGAGAC